CUAGCCUUUUUCCCCAUUGCGGUCCGCGUCUUUCCUCCCUCUCUUCCCCCUCCGGUUCUUCCGCGGCUGCCCUGCGGUGCGCUGUUCCGCGUCUUAUCUUUGCCGUCCUCCUACUUUUCGACUUCUUUGACUUCUGCAUUGGCCGGCGAAGAAGGACGCUCGGCUUACCUGCUCGGAGUGGCUCAUGGCCCCUGUGUCGUCACUCAUCUUCGGGAAGGACGUCCGUCGCACAGGGUCGCUGUAUCCAUGUCGUCACUGUGCCGCCUUGGGCGCCGAGGGCGGGCGCGUUUCUUCGACCGGGGGCACGGGCGGCCCAUGCCAUCGCCGGAAGCCAUGUCAUCAUGCGUGCUCAGGCUCCACUGUUGCUGCCGUGUGUUGAUUCGACGGCCACAUUGUGCUUCGCUUGGCCUAUAAAAACCAGGUCAUCGUUGUUGUGAAGCUCGUGUCUUCUGGCUGCAGCCUCUACCGGGUGCCUGGAUCUGUUUGGUACGUUCUUGUCUCUGUUUGUUCCGCCAGUUUUUCCUUCUUUGUCGGUCGGUCGGUUGCUGGUUUCCUUGUCUGCGCUUAUUCUUCGCCUCUGCUCCGUUCGUUGCUGCGGUUUCUCUUUGGUUCUCCUCUGUUGCGCCACCGCGUCCGUCCUUGCCAUGGAUUAACAAUUCCUGGCCUGUAGGAAGGUUAUCUGGUCUGAGUGUUCCAGGAUUUGCUUCGGUGGGGGUUCAUGCUCAAGGUAUAAAGCUUACUGUGUACUAUCAAGUUUUCUUUGUUAUCUCUCGCAAAAAAAAGUUUUCUUUGUUAUUAUUGUACUCGUUGCUAAUUACUUUCUGCUUCUUUGUCAUGUGGUCCUGUGCGUGUGUGUGGUUUUUGUCUUUUGGUGUUGUACUCGAUAGAAGCCUGUUUGUGGCCGUGUGUCUGCUACCAAUUAGUUAUGAUGUUUGUGCUUGUGCCUUCGUAUAUUCCUCUGUUGCAAGACGUAGCUGCUCGUUGUGGCCUUAGUUAUUUUUUGUACACGUGAGGUUCUAGAAGAUGGCACGAACUUGGCUGGUGUGGAACUCGGUUUGCCAGUUUUAGACGAGGGCCAUGUGCCUCGGGCUGAGUUUUUUUUUGGGGAUGCGGCCUGCUUGGGUUGUCAGCAGCGUACGAGCAUGCUACUAUGUAGGCCGUCCGGUUUUACAGUCUGUCUACGGUUUUGUUGUCUGUGACUACAACUACUAGUCUAUGGUGGCGUAUAGAGAUGGUAUCUGUUCUGCGGUUUCGUUGACUGCUGCUUCAUUCCAUCGUUCAUUUUGUCCACAGGCUUGUUGCAGCUCACUGGGUUUAGAACCUGAUGCUGCUGAUGUUCGGUACGAAUGGUUGGGUUGUCUUUGUCGUCCACUCUCUCGUCACUCCAAUUUUUUAUUUAAUUUUUUGGCAAUUUCAGUCGUCGCCGACGGUCCUGAGUAGUGAUACUUCGUUGUCAUUCCUAAUCUAUGGUUGUAUAUUUAGUUGAUUUUCAGAGAUGUUUGUUCAUUGGAUUCUAUUGACCAUCCAGAGACAGCCCUGUUGUAAUUCUAUGAUUAUAUUUCAGCUGCGUCUUAGUCUCCACAUGCAGAGUUCUAUUUUUAGUGCAUCUUUAGUUGUUGUAGUCACUUUUAGUCGCUAUUGUCAUGGAUAUACCAUGGAUAAAAAUGAAUUUGCAUUCUCGGUUGUCCUAAACAUAUGAGUUUUUAGUCUUAUUGUCUUAUGAGUUAUGUUUGUUUCUGCGUCUAGGCUCUGUGGCAUGUUAGACUUUGUUAACUCGGGUGGAAAAUUAAUGAUUUGUCAGAGUGGUCAUCGAUGUUCCAUGGAUAAAGAAAUUGAUUUAACGGUCUCUGUAGUCAUUAAUAAAUGAAUUUAGAAAAUUGUGUUUCUAAGACUUGGUGCUGUAUUCUACUCCCCAUGUGUGGCAGUCCUCCUAUGAUUAUGUUUGUUGCUGUGGCUGGAUUCUAUGAUUUGUCCAUGAUUACUGUCAUAGGUAGAGAAAGGGUAGUCUAUGGCUCCAUGUACCGUGAUUAGGUAAAUUAAAAAACUGAGCUUCAUGCUGCAUUUUGUUCUUCGUGAUUGUUGCAAUUGUUGUAUUUCAUCGGGAGAUUGUGUGGUUGUCUUGUGGUUAUGUUUCUUGCUGCGGCUAGGUUAUAUGGUUCCUCCAUCUCUACUGUCGUGGAUAGAAAAAUAAUACUUUGUGACCCUCUGUAAUUGUGAAUAAUAAUCGAUUCUACUGGCUAUUCAGAGGGUGGUGUGUUCGUCUUUAUUAACACGGUGGAAAAUUAAUGAUUUGUCAGUCUACGUGGUUAUCGAUGUUCCAUGGAUCAAGAAAUUGAUUUAAAGGUCUCUGUAGACAUUUGUAGAUGAAUUUAAAAAAAUUGUGUGGCAAUCCUCUUAUGAAUGUGUUUGUUGUUGCGGCUGAAUUCUAUGGUUUGUCCAUGACUACUGUUGUAGAUAGAAAAAGGGUGUUUGUAGCUCUUUGUAUCACCAUUAGGUAAAUUAAAAAACUGAGACUACUGUAUCAUGAUUGUCCCAACUGUUGAUCCUCUGAUUCGUAAGCAUAGCUGCAGGUCUUAAAUUAUCCAUUCAUUCACUUAAAAAGAUUGUGGGUAGUUCUCUUAUGAUUAUGUUUCUUGCUGUGGCUAGGUUAUAUGAUUCCUCCAUUGUCGGAGCCCGAAACUCCGGAUCGGGGAUGACGGGCACCCCUUUUAUAGUUCGGUGGUAGGCAGUGGGGAUCGCUCUGGCGAUCGCCGGCGUGACCAAAAACACGAAGUGUGGCACCGAGGAUUUUACCAACGUUCGGGCCACCCGGAGGUGUAAAACCCAAGUCCUGCUUUGUGUCUGCAUUCCUUGGAAUUAUGCGUUCUUACAAGUUGCCGGGAUGGUUCCCGAGCCUAGCUACUUGUACUUCUACGAGCCUAUUGAACUCAAAUGGAGCCGAACCCUUUGAACAGUGGCAUUGGUCCUACUGUUAUACACAAGGGGAUACCACAGGUGCCAAUAUUUACCACGCGACACGUUAGCCAAGUGCGUGUCGAGGGAACAGGUGAGGUGGCUCGCGAGCCAGGUUGUGCUUCAUGCAGCGAUCGACCUACUGUUUACCGAGGGAAAACGUGUUCUGGGUUCACCGUCGUAGGCUUGCUGUGCAAUACUAGACCUAUAGUCCUAGCUCUGCCGGAGCAUUAAAUGCCCUGUCUUCACUAUGCUUCGCCUUUUCACCUGUCCAGCCAAGCGGGAGCUUGCCGGGGAUGAGCCCCUAGUUGAGGGGCUGUCCUGGCUGCGGGGGAGCGCGAUCCCCCCUUGCCGGGUGAAGCUUCCCGGGCUGCGCCUGCCCGGGUAGCUUUCCUUGCGGGGAAUUGUCGUUGCGACCCAGGCGUCUUAGCAGCAAUAGGGACCCCGUGGUCCACUGGUGCGACAGUAGCCCUCGGUCGUGACGCAUUGGUCCUAGGGGAGCCCGGGACCCGGCCACGUAGGCCGCCAACUCGGUUCCACCCUUGUGGGUAGAACGGUCAGGAGUGUGAUUCGCGCCUCCACUCCCCACGGUUAACUGGAGAGUUCAGGCCACGUCGCACACCCUGUCUUGACUCACCCACGAGUUUAGGGCUCUUUACUGUAGAUCGUGGGGGUGAACGUUGCAGCCUUCCAACCCUCGAUAAAAACCCAGGGCCGGCUGCACAAAGCCUCCCCUACGGUUCCCCCUCUGCUUCCUCUUCAAGUUUUCCUUGCAAUCUUGCCUUAGCCAAGUUCUCUCCUCGCAUCCCCAUGCAGUUGAAAGCUCCCAAGCGCUCCAAAGCCGCCGCCAACAGCAAGGCCGAGAAGUCCGGCAAGAAAGAGCUGUCGGAGAAGGAGAGGGAGAUGAGGGCCAAGUUCGCCUUCUUCAGGCCUGGCUACAACGGCGAGGGCGUGGAGAAGUUGACUCUGGCGCUCGCCACUGGGCUCAACAAGAUCAGGCCGACGCGGGUCCUGCCCUUUUGCACGGAUCAUGACGACCACUACUUCCGGGUGUUCGGACACUUCGUCCUUGCCGGGUUUGUGCUGCCACACUCCUUUUUUCUUCACGGAAUCAUGGAGUUAUAUGGGCUCCAGCUUGCGCAGCUUCACCCCAGCUCUUUUUUCAAAUUGGCGGUCUUCCAACACCUCUGCGAAGCAUUCGUAGGGGUGAUGCCAUCGGUGGCGCUGUUCCGCCACUACUAUUACUCCCAGACCGAGAAGGGGGCACCGAUGUCCUCUAGGGUGGUAAUUCCGCUUCCGCGAUGAGCUGCGGUCGGAGUUCAUCGAAUUGGGGAAGAAGAAGAUCGACACGGAAUGGCGCCGGGACUGGUGCUGGAUGCGCACAGAUGAGUUCUACCAGGAGUGCACCGCGCCACCCGAGGGCUCUAGGGACUGGACGUUCCGAGAUGCUAGGGACGCCGAGCUGGCCCCCAUUUGUGACAAAAUCAUGGCGCUCGACUCGAGUAUACCCGGUACAACCCAGCCGGGGACCCACAAGGAAGCCUAUUACGACUCCAGGAGUCUACAUGCCAAAUCUUGCGACUCAAGAUAAGGAAGAUUAAUUAGAGUGUAUCUCCUCCUUGUAACCGACUUGGACUCUACCUUAGACCUGAGUUCCUGCAUAUAUUAAGGACCAGGAGGGGGAGCCAAGAGGACGCCCCUAACUUAGAUAGAAGUCGCCUAGAAGCACUCAUCAACUCUAUGCAUCUAGAUUCUGCGGCACCCCAUUGUAAUCGACUCAUCAAUAUAGGUCCGACAAGCAGGACGGAGGGGUAUUACCUCAUUGAGGGCCCUGAACCUGGGUAAAUCGUGUCCCCUGUGUCCUUGUUAGCCGACGAGUUCGCCAACACACACUCGAAAUCUUUCCUAGAUACAAGUCCAUCAAUAUGGACAUUGUCAAAGUCACAUCUUCAUCAGCAGGCCUCUCGGAUAUGGACGUGGCACGCAACUACAUUGGGAGGUGCAUAGAGCCCCUACAACGGCGCUCACGCCCAACGUGGUUGUACACCGAGUCGGAUGACCACACCCGGCUGCAGCGCCAAGGACUGACGCCGUUGGAGAUCCGAACCUGGGUGAAGGGAAUCACCGGUGAGGACGCUCCCUUCACGGAGGUGCCGGCGGGAGCUGUGGCGCUCCAUGCCAGGGUUCCAAACCCUGGGGCGCUCAACUACCCACUCUGCAACGAGUGGGGAAUUGAGUCAGACCCGCUGUCUGGCAGUCCUCCCCCGCAACCUAGGACACGUACUAGCAAGGAGCCAGCAUCGGAGAGUGAGGGGGAAGACGACUCGGAGUGGGACUCUGAGGGAACGGAAGGUGCCGACGCCGGCGACGAUCCCCACCAUUGUGCCGACGAAUCCUCCGGAGGCGAAAAACACCGGGAGGUCGAAGGCGGCAAGGCGGAGGACAACGAUGACGACGACGACGUCCCUCUGUUGAGGCUGGCGGUGGCACAUGGGGCGAGCCAGCAUGGGGCUGGUUCGUCCACCCAAGCCCCACCUCCAGACGCGGGAGCGGAAGGAUCUGCCGGCAGCAGAGGGGCUUCAGAAGCCGCCUCUAUCGCGUCGACGGCGCCUCAGGCGCCACGAGUGGGGAAGUGUCCUCAAGUAGGCGGCAUCUUCGCUGAUCGGGUGCUUGUGCUCAACCCGCCAAGGUCUUCGGUGAAGAGGGGGCAAUCCGGUAUGCCACUAGCAUCUCCUCCGCUUGCGCUGGUUGCCGUGCAUGGUUUCUUGGCUGGGGCUGCCCACCGGCGAUGUGGACAUUCCUGUCCACACUCCACAGGAUACAGGCCCGGGAUCAGGGGCCGACGUAGUUGCCAGGGGACCCCAGCAACGGGACCUGGUGUGGGUGAAGGAUCACCGCAUACGGAAGGGGAGGGAGCCCAGCAAAGAUUGUGUGGAGUGUAUUCCUUGUUGUUGCGAAGAGUGCGAGAACUACCACAACCUUGAACAAGAUGCCGCCGAGACGCGAUACUCGCCGCGAUGCUGACAACAAUGAGGAGGGUCAGGACAACAACAACGCCACCAUGCAGCAACUGCUAGCUGCACAGACCCAGAUUCUGCAGGCUUUGACCCAGCAGAUGAACAACAACAACAACAACAACCAGAACCCCAAUCCACCACCUCGAGUGGACAUGCUAACUAGGUUUCUGAGGCUGUGAACACCAACAUUCACCAGCUCCCCGGAACUGAUUCUAGCUGAUGAUUGGCUCCGUUCUGUGAGCAAAUGCCUAGUGACAGUUGGCUGCAAUGAAGCUGACAAGGUGAGAUUUGCCGCUCACUUGCUUGAAGGACCUGCCGCAGCUUGGUGGGAGACUUAUCAGAUCACUACACCCAUGGAGGAGGUCACAUGGGAAAUGUUCCAAGAUGCCUUCCGCACCGCCCACUUCUCUGCAGGCGUACUGAGCUUGAAGAAGAGGGAAUUCCACAAGCUAAAGGCAAGGGAACAGGACCGUGUCAGAGUACAUCGAGACCUUCAACAAGUUGUCACGCUAUGCCCCGGAUGACGUCAACACAGAUGCAAAACGCCGGAAAGUUUUUGGAUGGCUUGAACGACGAACUCGCCGUUCAACUGGCAGUCGUUUACUGAUAUGGACAUGCUAACCAUGGAUACAACCAUUAGAACCCUAAUUGUUGGUGUAUCUAAUAACAAUUAUAAUCAGGUGAAUUCAAUUACAAAAUGUUUUCAAUAUGUUACUUGC
Molecule: messenger RNA, 6688 nt
Organism: Brachypodium distachyon (stiff brome)
Lineage: Eukaryota; Viridiplantae; Streptophyta; Magnoliopsida; Poales; Poaceae
Exons: 7
Coding region: 4878-5936 (352 amino acids)
Source: RefSeq, a predicted model, not a curated record